Molecule: messenger RNA, 666 nt
Organism: Trichomonas vaginalis G3
Lineage: Eukaryota; Parabasalia; Trichomonadida; Trichomonadidae
Exons: 1
Coding region: 1-666 (221 amino acids)
Source: RefSeq, a predicted model, not a curated record
AUGAACUUAAAGGAAAUCUUUCAUAAACACCUUAAAUUCCCAUUGAUAUUUUCUAUUCUCGGAAUUCUUACAUCAUCAGUCGCAUUUUCAAUAAUAUACUUGCUUCUCCUCAACGACAAAGUAACUUUUGAUAUAUCAAUCGGAUUUUUAGUAAUGUCUUUAUUCUAUUUCUUCAUUAUUUGGAUCUCUGUUAAUGACUUCAAGCUACAGGCAAUGUGCGGAUACAUUGCAUUAAUUUUAAUUCUUUCAGGAAUUUCAGAUUCAUUAAUUACACCAACAUGGAUUCUUCAAGCUCAUUGGGUCAAUAAAUAUGCAGUAUUCAUGACCAAUUUUACAGCAGUAUACUCCUCACUUUGUUUUCUUUGGUCAAAAAUUUUAUCAUUAAUCGUUGGACCUCCUUCAAGAGCCAUGCCAAUCGCCGAAGUUCACGAGGGAUUCAUUUACGUCGCUGCCAAUAUUAUUAUGUGUGCUUUUCUCUCAUUCAUUUGCGCAUAUAUCGAAGUCAAGUCAAUGUUCUCAUACAGAAAGAAUCUAUUACAAAAAUCCUAUCUAUUCAUCUUGAUUCCUCUUGUUUGGAACUUUGCUUUAGGAUUUUUAGUCGGAACUCAACGAAAUAGAUUUGUUGAUGUUGUCCAGAACAAGGAUGGUAUCAUCAUUUCUGUCUAA